GAUGGAUCCAGCUCUGGAUACUGAGAAAUUUCUCCGACCAUCCUACAUUACUAGUGUUGAGCCUCAAAGAACAGGGCCAGUAAGUGUGGAAGAUAUUAAAGCAGAUCUCUCUGCUGAAUUUUCUUUAAUUUCUUCGCGCUCAAACACAAGCCUGGUAAGAAAGAGAAGUUUGCAGUCGAAGGGACACAUACAAGUUUGCCUGCGUGUUAGGCCAUCUACAUCACCAGAAAGAGAAAAUGGAUUGCAGGAUUGUGUUUCACUUGAAGACUCAACAAGCAUUAUACUGAAGCCCCCUAAAAACUCUUUGAGCCAACUAAGUGAAAAAACUGCUGGACAGAUGAUGCAGAAGUUCACUUUUUCACAAGUGUUUGGACCUGAAACAACUCAGGAAGAGUUCUUUGAAGGUGCCAUGAAGCAACCAGUGCGAGACUUUUUAGAUGGAUGUAAUCGCCUGAUUUUUACCUAUGGUGUUACAAAUGCUGGGAAAACUUACACUUUCCAAGGGACAGAAGAUGAUGUUGGUAUUCUGCCAAGGACUAUGGAUAUGUUGUUUACAAGUAUUCAAGGAAAGCUCUACACAGCAAUGGAUGUCAAACCACAUCGAUGCAGAGAUUACAUAAAGCUGACUAAAGACCAAGAGAGAGAAGAAACUGCUAUUAAAAAGUCAAUACUUCAUCUGACAAAAGAGGUAGAGCAGCACAAUAGAGCUGAUGAAACCUGUUCCUCUGCAAUAAGUGGCUCACUUAAUUUCUUAAAUUUGGAAGAACUGUCACAAGACUCAGAACAAUCUAACGCACCUGUGAAAAAAGAUGUGAAGUUUUCUGUUUGGGUUUCAUUUUUUGAGAUUUACAAUGAAUGCUUUUAUGACCUCCUGAUUCCUAUACCAACUGACAAGAAAAGAAGAGUGCUACGCCUCUCUCAAGACAUCAAGGGAUGCUCUUAUGUAAAAGAUCUGCAGUGGAUUCAGAUUUCUGAUUCUAAAGAAGCUCUUAGACUUCUAAAAUUGGGGUUGAAACACCAGAGUAUUGCAAGCACGAAACUAAAUGCUUGCUCCAGCAGAAGUCACAGCAUAUUCACAAUUAAGAUACUGAAAAUUGAAGAUUCAGAAACACCACGAGUAAUCCAAGUCAAUGAAUUGUCUCUGUGUGAUCUUGCUGGUUCAGAAAGAUAUACUAAGACCCGUAAUGAAGGUGAUAGAUUGAAAGAGAGUGGAAACAUAAACAGCUCUCUCCUGGCUCUAGGAAAAUGUAUUCAUGCACUCAGGAACUCUCAACAGGCAAACUGGCAGCAGCACAUACCCUUUCGGGAGAGUAAACUUACUCAUUUCCUCCAAGGCUUCUUCACUGGAAAGGGAAAGGUGCACAUGAUAGUGAACAUAAGCCAGUGUGCAUCAGCGUAUGAGGAAACAGUCAAUGUGCUCAAGUUCUCGGCCAUUGCACAAAAAGUUGUAGUUAUGGACACAGCUGUUCUCCCCCAAGAUCAGUCAUUUGGCCAGAGAUUGGCAGGAGGGUCAUCACUACCUAGUUAUGAAGAGGCAAUCCCAGGGAGAAGAGCUACUAUCCCAUGGGACAGCAGCUUAGAAGAUGUGAUUGAAGAUGACAUUGGUGAGAUGGAGGAACAGCAUAAUACAUUGGGAGAAGAAACAGUGCAGAAACAAGAAGAAAGUACAGUUCUUCUUAGAAGAGAAGUAUAUAUGGCACUGCUGAGUCUCAUAGAAGACUUAAAGAACAAACUUAUUACUGAAAAGAAGAACAAGCUACUGCUGGAACUAAAAAUUAGAGAAGAAGUGACACAAGAAUUUACCCGCUAUUUUGCUGAGCAGGAGAUAGAUUUCAAAGAACGUCUUUCUCAAGAACGAGAACGGCUUGAAGAAAAUUGUGAAAGACGCCUGGAGAUCUUCAAGGAACUUGUAGAUGGUUCUCCUAAAAAUGCAGAUGAAGAAAACAAAUUAAAAGAUCGGCCUUGCAGUGAGCGAUCUGGACCUCUG
Messenger RNA from Merops nubicus (carmine bee-eater), 1987 nucleotides. RefSeq names its product kinesin-like protein KIF20B. Lineage: Eukaryota; Metazoa; Chordata; Aves; Coraciiformes; Meropidae. The annotation marks the transcript as partial. Gene Ontology annotation, molecular function: microtubule binding; plus-end-directed microtubule motor activity; ATP binding. Gene Ontology annotation, cellular component: nucleus; spindle microtubule. The record is from RefSeq and is a predicted model, not a curated record. The transcript has 15 exons. Gene Ontology annotation, biological process: microtubule-based movement; mitotic spindle assembly.